Molecule: messenger RNA, 21135 nt
Organism: Eufriesea mexicana
Lineage: Eukaryota; Metazoa; Arthropoda; Insecta; Hymenoptera; Apidae
Product: microtubule-associated protein futsch
Biological process (GO): dendrite development; axonogenesis; microtubule cytoskeleton organization
Cellular component (GO): cytosol; neuronal cell body; dendrite
Molecular function (GO): microtubule binding; actin binding
Source: RefSeq, a predicted model, not a curated record
CGCAAAGAAAGAGAAGAAAGAAAAAGAAAUAAGGAGACAAUUUCGCGUUUACUACGAAGAGGCGGAGGCUGUUUUCGACAUUUUCCUCACGGAUAACUUACUCUCGUGAGCGCAGAAAACUGCGCUUACCGUGGAGAGGAAAGCAUUACUGGAUAUACCACACGUAUAUCGAAAGAACGAGAAAUUAAAACUGGAUACAAUCACGUCACGUAACAAGUUAGCUAGCCCGAAUUUGGAUCAAUGAUCUAAGGUUGUACGGAGACGCCGGAUCCUGCGCAUUCGGCCAUAGGACAUAGCCCUACUGCUUUUCAGGGAAAGGGUCGGUCGUACAAAUCCUGCGCAAUACUUAACGCCAACGCUGUCCGCAUGAAAUCACGGUGUGACGACGCGGUGACCUCUUCGUAAAAUCUCUUCGAAAUUUUCUUGCUCCGCAAUGAGUACCACGGAUCCUACCGGCGAGGGCGGAGGGGGAGGGGUGACGACUACAAUAUCAUCGACAAACAUUGAACAAAAUGUAUCUCCAGUUACACCGGUGACCGGUAGUGCGGUGCCACCGAGCUCUCAACAGCAGCAUCCACCACCGUCACCACUAAGUGGUUGUUACCUUCUUGUUGUGCUUCCAGAGCCUCAUACUGCGCAGCAUAAAGAUCUUAUCUUAAACCGUCUUGCGAAAGGUUUCCUGUCAUGGGAUAAGGAUAGCUGUCACGUAGAUUUAGAAAAAGAAUUACUGGCGUUGGUAACACAAGCUCCCGAAGGAGAAGAAGCUAGAAAUGGUGAACGACUGAUCCAAUACGCUACCGAAAAUCUUGUUACCGAAGUUCUUAUCCACCCGCAGACCAACACUUUAUUACAGUGUAUUCGUAAUCUUCUCGCAAGUUUUAUUAUCAAUUCGUAGGCGAAUUAUGAAAUAAAGUAUAACGUUGUUGAAAUUGUCCACCAGGAUGGAACCUUUAGCCUUGCCGAUUUUCUCGACGCGUUCAGCGAACACGAGGUACAAAGAGUUCUUCGCGCGUACGAGAACAGUGUUACGGUGGACAUACAUUGCGCGAGUGUUGGCGAUUGGACAACAAAUAAAUUAUCGAAAGAAGCUUGUACCAGACCAUGCCGUGUCAGAGUAAAUCCCGAUGACGUUCUUACCGCUGGAUUGCCAGCAAUUACGAGUUUUACGAAUUACGUUGGACAGUAUCUCGUGGCUCAGACACUGGAUCAACUUAUGGAACCGUCCGAUGUCGUAGGCAACAUAAGAUUCAGUCAUCCAACGUUAUACGUCUUCCCUGGUGGCCAAGGUGAUGCCGCUCUCUUCGGCAUAAACGGUUUUAAUAUGUUGGUGGACGGUGGUUUUGCUAGAAAGGCCUGUUUCUGGGACUUUACGAGACAUUUGGACCGCCUGGAUGCGGUCUUGGUUACUAGAAUAAAUAACAGCAAUGUCGGAGGCAUGUCCAGUGUUCUUCGUAAAAAGAAAGAGAUGCACGUUUAUCCUCAAAUCGGACACUUCUUCUGCAAUCUAGUCGAGAGAAGACAGUCCAAUUCACCGGACGGGGACAAAGAUAUCGAUCCUCUGAUCUUGAAUCUGACCGACAUCGGUCAAGAGAUGGUGGUGAAUUUGCGUCACAUCAGUCUUCGAGCGCAUCCAUGCUACAGGGAUCCGGAUCCGAUCAACCUCUAUCACAAAGUGGGUCAUGGCACGUUGGAUAUGUACGUGUUAAGUCCGAGUAAGGAUACUCGCGAAGUGAGAGAAUUUUUGGCGAAAUGGCAUACCUCGGACUCGAAAUUGUUCGCUGGUAGCCAUAAGAAAGAUUCGAACAAUUUAACGUUCCCGAUACAGAAUUUGGUAUCGAUAUGCGCGCUGUUGGUCUGGCAGCCGGCUAACCCGGAGAAUACUAUUACGAGAAUUCUGUUUCCCGGUAGUACACCGCAGCACAGGAUUUUCGAAGGAUUCGAACGAUUGAAACACUUGGAGUUCCUCAAGCAUCCGGUCUGUUCGGCCAAGAGCCUUUCUCCGUCUGCUUCGUUGGCGACGUUGCGCGAUAAACCGACGAAACAAAAGUUGGGCCUGAUCGAGAAAGAACAACCGGUUCUUUCGAAGAAGUUGGUCGGGUCGGUGGACGCGAAAAAGGAGAAGAAGGAAUCGCCGGAGAUGCGAACGGUGAAAGGCGGUGGCGAGGAAUCGCCGCCAAAGAGCGUAACACAGGGUACACCGAUAAUACCUACCAAGCCUACGCAAGCGGUUAAAGCCGAGGCGAAGAGUAAGAAGGCGGUGGAGAACAAGAGAAUAGAAGUGGAAGGGAAGGAGGUGAAAGAGAGUAAGAAGGAUGUUGGGAAGAAGGAUGUUGGGAAGAAGGAGGGCGUGGGAAAGUUGGAGAAGCAAAGGGAAAAGUCGGAGGAAAAGCUGGAGGAAGAGAAGAAGAUAGAGCCGGAGAAGGGCAAGUCGGAAACGACGACGGAUAAGGUGGCAGUUGGCCCGCCGAUGAAGGAAACGAAAGGAAAGGUGGUGAGUGGUGGAACGGCGGAAGAGAGAACGAAGAAGAGAGAUACGAAGGGGGUUGGCGGGGUUGGUGGGGUUGGUGGGGUUGGCAAGCCUGGUAAAACGGAGGCAGCGGGAAAGGCAAAGCUCGUGGAGAAGAGGGCAAAACAGUCGCCGAUAGAGAAGAAGGACACGGCGAAAUCCUCACCGACGACACCGAAGAAGAUGGUUAACGGUGUGGCGACGAAAACGGAAAUAUCGAAGGCGAGUAUACCACCUAAGGGUAAAGUUCAACCGGCCGGGCAGAAAAUUGGCGUGGCACCGCCAGCGAAAAGCGCGAAAGAUGCGAAUAACAGGAAAGUAGUGGAGCUAAAGAAUAUCGAGAAAUCGGCGAUAAAGGAUAGGAGCGGCGUUGGUAGCGGGGCGAUGACCGGAAUGGUUAAAGCGCCGGCGAAAGCGAAGCCAAUGGAGAGAAGACCGAUCGGUCGUCGGGGGAAACCUGUUAGCCCGAGUAAAGUGCGGGUAUCCGGUAGUCCAGCGAAAUCGACUCGUAGCACGCCAACGACAUCGGUUAAAUCCGACAAGGACGGCGUAGUUACUCGUAAAGCGAAGAGCGAGAAAGGUACCGCGGACUCGUCCACGGUAUCCACACCGUCUGGAAUCGAAGCGGAGACAGGGGCAAGGAUCGUGGAGAAGAGUUUAAUGGAACGUUCGGAAGAUAUAUCGUUGGAUUCGAUCGAGAGUAAGGUGCUGGCUGAUUUGAAAGAGGAACGAGAAGUGGUGGAGGAGAUCGAGGCGGUGCUUCAAAAGGCGGAACGUAUCGAGGAGACGCGAAAAGAGGAUCGUUCGGAGGGAGACGACGAAAUCACUGCGGAACUUACCGAUAAAAAGGAGGAGGAUAUCACGGACGACGACAUAAUCGAGACCGAUAUGGAAGAUGCGUUGAAGAGAGAAUUGAUCGAGGAAUAUUUGAUCGUGGAGAAGGAAGAAGAUUAUAUAGAGGAUUCUACUCAGAGCGGCGAGGGUGAACAGAAGCAUAUCUUGGACGAGGCCGAAUCGGAGAAGGUAAAGAUGUCGAAGAAGGAUAUAGAACUGGUGAAAGAGAAAGGUGCGGAGGAAGAAGUGGAGGAGAAAGAGAAGGACGAGAGCGUGGAGAAACGCGAGUCGGAACGGAAAGAAUCGAGGAUAUCGUUGAAAGCUGCGGAAGAGGUGGAGGUGGCGGCGGCGGAGGAGGAAGUGGUGGAAGAGGUGGAAGAGGUGGAAGAGGAGGAGGUGGAGGAGGUGGAGGAGGGAGUAGGAGCAGAGCCGAUCGAUUUGUCGCCGGGCCGUAGGGAAGAGUUGGAGGAAAAGGUGAAAGACAUAAUUGCCUCCGCGGCGGAAUCGAUACAACAGAAACCGGAGGAGAAAGACGAUUCGGGUAAAAAGGAUAGCGAGGAGAUUACCAAGGAACCGUCGAGUUUCAGCCCGGACAAAUUAGAUUCGUCCGAAAAGAAAACCACCGAUACCGAUUUGAAGCCGGAAGCCGAUCAAAAGGAACAAAUGCCGGAGAAAUAUGAGGAAUCGCAAGAACGUAUCUCGACUUUGGAAUCUGGGGCAACGACAACCGCACCGACACUCCCGGAAGAUGAGCGUAUACCCCUGGACGAGAUAAAGGAGGACAUGGACGAGAAACACAUCGUGGAAGAAGUGAAAGAGAAGGAUAUCUCGCCCAAGGAUAAAGAAGAGAUCGCUCCGCCUGAGGUUGCCGCCGUGGUUACCGCUGCUUCGCGAGUCCUACCUCCUACCGCAACUGUCAAGCCGGAUGUUCAGGUGUUCGAUGUUCGCCAAGCUAUGCAAAGUUUGCAACGCGAUAUCGUGAAAACACCGGACGAAGUUGCCGAUUUACCCGUCCACGAGGAGGUUGAUCCGAAAUUCUAUAGAAUGGAGGACUUUGAGAAGAUGAAAGAGGAAAAGCCGUCGCAACCGCAACCGCAACCGCAACCGCAACCGCAACCGCAAGAGGUGAUGAAAGAGCCACCUACGCCACCGGUAGUUAAGGAACAAAAAGGUGUCUUCAGUUUCUUCGGCAAGGUUGCCGACAAGUUUGAAAAAGGUAUCGACAAGUUGACUAAAAAAUCAAAGAAGGAACCAGAGAAGGAAACGGAGGAAAAGUCUUCGUCGAAAUCUAGCUCGCCGAAAGAGGCGAAGGUACAAGAGAAAAGCGUUCUCGAAGAGGUCGAUGUUGAGAAAAUGUUCCCCAAAGUCGGCAAACCUAGUAGCGAGAAGAUACAGGAAAGCGUAGCCAUCCCAGAGGUAGCAGAAGCGAGAAUCAUGGAGGAAGCGGUGACCUUUGUUACGAAAGACGACCAUGUGCCCGAUCUUGAGAUGCUCGAGAAGAAGAAGGCUACGGAGGAUGAAAAGAAAGUGGCGGGAAUGGAGAAAGAAAGCAGCGAAAAGAUAGUUGAAGACGCGGAAGAGAUAAAGGCGCUAUUAGAGGAAGCCUCGAAGAAAUUUAAGACGGUAAAGGACAGUCUGAGAGAUUCUUUGGAAUCAUUGGUAGAGAAGAUCGGCAGUGAGGAAACGGUGGAUCUGCCACGAGAGGUUUUACCGGUGAAGGAUGUGGUUAAAGAUACGCUGGAAGGCGUAGUGGAAAAGUUGGAAGCGAUAAAGCCGCAGAUGGAAAGCGUGUCACCUGAUAGCAAGGAGCCGGAAAAAGUGAAAUUUGACAUACCGAGAGACGAAGAUUUCGAAAUAACCGUAGGACCUGUAAAAGACGUUAAAGAAGCUGUACGAGACGUCGGUGAGGUGCUAGCUGGAACGGCUGGUAUCGAUAUCGAAGACAAAUCUAGGGACGUUAGCAAAAUCGUGCGAGAGGUAGCACAAGUGUUGAAAGAAGAGGACGAUUUCCUUUCGGGUAAAGGAUUAUUUAAAGAGUCGACCAUGAUAGAAAAGAAAGAAGAAUCGCCGGUAAUGACGAGCGAGCAAGACGUGGUUGAAACUGUAAUCGAAGAUGGAGUAACCGAAUCGUUACCGUACGAUGAGAAAUUGGAGAAAAUUGCCGAUAAGAUUGCGGUGAUGCCGACCAAAGUUGGCAUUACCGAAGAAAUGUCUCCUUAUCAAGAAGAAACGGAAGAACUCGUGGCGGAAUCGAUCGAAGAACCAUGCGUGAAAGUGGUGAAGGAAGCAGAGCCGAUCAUAUCGCCGAAAGAAAAAGAAACGGAUAAACGCGAGGUUAAAGAAAUUUGCGACGAAAUGUUAAAGGAGGAGAAAGAUUCGAUGGUUUGCGAGGUUGUGUCUGUACCUUCCAAGAUAGAGCUAACCAAGCCCGCAGCGGAAGAGAUAUGCGUGAAAGAAGAAGUAAAAACGACGAUCGCAACGGACGAGACGCAAGUUGGUGGAGCUGGGAUAGAAGAGUCGGUGAUUGGUUUCGAUCAAAAGAUUUCUCCCGCGAAAGCAGAAAUCGUAAUGGUCUCGCCUGGUUCGACACCAACCUCGCCGAAAUUUAUAACGGAUAAGAUGCACGAAGCCGAGAGUAAAGCGGAGCCGAGUAAAGAAGUUGUUACCUCUAUCGGAUUCCCGUCCGAGGUGAAAGCUAUCGUGGAUAAGGUGGAUCGUAUGGUGGAAGAAAUUAUCGAAGAGCUUGUAACGAAAAAGAAGAGAAUUACCAUUGAAAUUAUAGAAUAUAUUACAACAGUUAAAUGUAUACCGAGGGAGCGUGUAAUUUACAUCAUCGAGGAGAUUAUCAUUAGGAAAGGACUUGCGAAGGAAGAUGUGGUGGAUAAUGUAGACACGUUAAAACUCGAAGAAUCCAUUACACCUCGGCUGAGAAUGGAGCUCGAGGAGUACAUUAUUAACGAAUAUGUUACAAAAGGAAAAUGUAUAACUAUCGAAAUCGUGGAAGAAAUUUCGGUGAAGAAAAUCGUGCCGAAAACGAUCGUUAUUCGUAUCAUUCAGGAAAUUAUCGUUAAAAAGUUGAUCCAUGUUCCUACGGAUGGCCUCUUUGAUUCACAGAUAGAUCAAACUGUAUUAGACGAUAAAAGAAAGAAGGAAGAAGAGAAAGAAGAGGCAGAAGCGGAAAGAAAAGAAGAAGAAAAGGAAAAGAAGGAGAAAGAGGUGGUCGAAGCGAUACCAAUUGCAAAAUCGGAAAGCGAGUUGCGUAAAGAAAGAGAAACGGAAUCGUUGUUGAAAAUGGAAAAAGUAAAAGUAGCGAAAGAGGAGAAGGAGGAGAAGGAGGAGGAGGAAGAUGUGCUGGAGGAAGAUAUAGAAGAAGAUGGGUUCGUUAGUAUCGGUAGAAAAAUUUCGAAAGAUACGGUGGUGGUGGAUGAGAAAGCGUUAAUGGCAUCUGUCAAGCCGGAAACUGUAAAAGAUAUUAUGGAGAAAAAGCACGAGAAGGAUAUCAUGGACGAUUUUGAGGCUGUCGAACAGGAAUACAAAGUGCAGGAUUUAACGGUUAGCUCGUUGAAAGACACGUCGGCCGUGAAAGAGAUUUCCGGAAAAUCGGACGAGGAAUCGAAAGCACGAGAAUACGCGGAAGAAGCGGUGGAAGAUACCACGAGCGAGGUUAUCGAGGCCGAUGAAAAAUUUGUUCACGAGACAAAGGAGAAAGGAGAAAAGGACGAAUUAUCGGUAGAUACCGUAAGAGCCGUUAUUUCAUUGGACAAAGAGGAGGCGAUAAAGGAAACUCUCGAUACCGUAGAAAAAUAUCUGGACGAAGCUAAGGAGAAGACGGAGGAGAAAUUAGAGGAAGCAGUUACCACGGAUAAAACGAUAGGGAUUAAAGAAUUGCCGGAAGAAACAGUGGAUGCCAUUGCCAAGCGAGAUACGACGGAGAAAGGAAAAAUUUUGAAAACAGACCAUGUUACCGAUAAAGAAGAAUUCGAAGAAAUGCAGAAAGAGGGAGAAUUAAAAAGGGCAGAAGAAGAAAAGGUGGAAAAGGAGGAAAAGGAGGAAAAGGGGGAGAAACCUGCGAUAUCUCCGAAAGAAGAGAAACUGAUGGAUUCUUCGAAGAAAACGGUCCAACGUGAAAUUAUUAGCGAUUUAUCUACGGAGAUACGAGUUACCGCUAAAGAAGUGGAAAAGAAAAAAUCAGAGAUCGAGGAAGAUACGGCGGGAUCUGUUCGACGAAUGUUGGUUACAGCGAGUAGCGAGGACGGUGGACAUGAAACGGAAAUUUGCGCAACCGGUACUAUCGCGUUUCCGAAAACCGUCACACCCGAUGAUUCUCUUAAAGAGACAUCCGUAAAAACAACGCCUGACAAAGACUCUUUGCUUCUGGAUAAGGAUUCUCUGCACUCGGGGAUAAGUAGCCCGGAGAAAGACAGCAUUUCCGACAAGUCACCGUCGAGAAAGGACAUUGGAAAAGUAACGCCCGAAGACAGUUUGGAUAAGUCGCCAAUUGACGCUCGUGAUUCCCGUGAUUCCCGUGAUUCCCGCGAUUUCGACGACAGUUUAGAGAAAAUGGAAACUUCUCCCCCUGUUAUAGAUGCGCAAAUUGCCAAGUCUCCGCAGCAACCGAAACAAAUUCUUCUGGAGGAUGUGGCCAGCAGCGUUGUUGAAAUUGCAGAAAAGAAGGAGCUACCGUCUUCGGAGUUAUCGAUAACCGAGAAAAUUGACGACACUGUUGGCAAAGUGCCUCCAGUUAGCAAAGACGCUGGAAAACUGAUGAUGGAAGCUGUAGAGAAAUCAGCAUCGUUUGAACAAAGGUUGGCUACCGAUGUAGAAACUCGUAAAAAAGUUCUCGAAAUAGGAGCUUUAAAAUCACCGGAGUCGGUUCGGUCGGAAGACGUUUCACCGGCAGAGACUAUUUUUGCCAAAUCUCCCACGGAUAAAUUAGCAGAGACGAUUGAAAUUUCGGCCGAUAUAAAAGAUGUAGAGCCGGUAAUUACACCGAUGGAUAAGUCAGCCGUAGUUGGCGAGAAAAGAGACAUCGAAUUGAAAGACGUAGCAAUGUUACCGAUCGAAACGGAUACAACUGAUAAAUUAAAGAAAUCUCCCGAUAUUGAACAGACUGAUAUAAUUGUUAAGGACGAGCUUCCAAUCCUAACUACCGAUAAAUCUGCGGAGAAAGUAGCAACAUCGACAGAUUUCAGAAUUACCGCUGAUAUAUCGAAAUCAACCACGGCAAUUUCGUUUGAAAUGCCAGAAUCAGAAAAACUCAUCACACCGGAUGCUGCCGAUGAAGAUAAAGAACGCGUUAUAAGUAAAGAUGAAAAGCCGAAAGAGAAAUCGCCCGAUAGAAGCAUUCGAGACAGCGAAGAAGAAAUUAAAGGCCGUACAGAGUUGGAUGAUUUGUCGAGAGAAAUAUCAAUCCCGAGUAAAGAAGCCGAUUUAAAGGAUGCCGAGGAAAAAUCAAUUGAAAUAUCGAAAGUCGAAACGGACGUUAUAAAACAAGCCAGCCCGCCGUCUCGUGAAAUAUUUACGACACCGGGCGUAGCGAGUCCCAGCGAAGAGCUUAAAGUUACCGAAGAUACUUCUAGAUCACCGACCAGUGCCUUUGAGACGAAAGACAUUGAUAUAAUGACAAUUGGCAAGCCCAGAUCACCCAGUGUGACAAGUGUUACAACGGAUGCGAAGAAGGAUGAAUUAGACAAGUCCAAGACACCGAGCAUUCCAGACGAAAUGGAAACGAAAGAUUCAUCCGAAAAAUCAAAGUCACCGAGCAUUGUUGAUGACCUAGUCGAUAUAAAAGAAGCUGAAACAAAAGUAACCGAGAAAUCUAGAACACCGAGCGUAACAAGUAUAUCAAUGGAAUUGAAGGAACAGCCGGAUAAGUCAAAGAUAUCCAGCAUAACUGCUGUCGGGGCUGAUAUAGAAGAGGUCGAACUGAAAGAUACCGAGAAAUCUAGAUCUCCUAGUAUAACAAUUGCACCGGUGGAAACGAAAGUUGAACCUGAUAAAUCAAAAUCACCAAGUAUCGUGGACGAGGUGCCAGACAUUAAAGAUGUUGAAUCGAAAGACAGAGAAAAGUCUAGAUCUCCUAGUGUAACGAGUGAAUUAGUAGAACAGAAGGUCGAACCAGAUAAGUCAAAAUCACCGAGUAUUGCUGGUGACGAGGUAGAUAUAAAAGCAGUUCAAACCAAAGAUACCGAGAUGUCUAGGACUCCCAGUGUAACGACAGCACCAAUAGAGCCGAAAACAGAAGCGGAUAAGUCAAAAUCACCAAGCGUGGCAGGUGAAGCGACCGAUAUGAAGGAUGUUUUAGAAAAAGAUAUCGAAAAAUCCAGAUCCCCAAGCAUAACUAGUACGCCCGUCGAACGGAAAGACGAAUCCGAUGCAUCAAAGUCGCCCAGCAUUUCUGAUGAGGUUGUAGUCGCGAAAGAAGUUGAAGCAAAAGAUGUUGAGAAAUCACGAUCUUCCAGUAGCACAAGUAUAUCGGCAGACUCGAAAGAUGAAACCGAGAAAAAGAAAAUACCGAGCGUUGAUGGGGAUAGAGCUGAUGUGAAGGAUAUUGAGGGGAAAGAUAGAGAAAAAUCUAGAUCUCCGAGUGUAACGAGCAUACCAACCGUAGCGAAAGUCGAACCGGAUAAAUCAAAAUCACCGAGCGUUGCUGGCGAAACACCUGACCUAAAGGAUGUUGAGGCAAGAGAUAUCCACAAGUCCCGUUCUCCCAGUGUCACGAGUGUAACAAUGGAACCAAAAGUUGAGACUGAUAAAUCGAAAUCACCUAGCAUUGCCGGUGAGAUUGUAGAUAUAAAAGACGUGGAAGCAAAAGCUAUCGAGAAAUCCCGUUCUCCUAGUGUAACGAGUGUAACAAUGGAACCAAAAGUUGAAACCGAUAAAUCAAAAUCACCUAGCAUUGCCGGCGAGGUUGUAGACAUAAAAGAUGUCGAAGCAAAAGAUAUCGAGAAAUCCCGUUCUCCUAGUGUACCGAGUGUAACAAUGGAACCAAAAAUUGAGACAGAUAAAUCGAAAUCACCUAGCAUUGCCGAUGACGUUGCAUAUGUAAAGGAUGUUGAGGCAAGAGAUAUCGAGAAAUCCCGUUCACCUGGUGUAACCAGUGUAACAAUGGAAUCAAAAGUUGAAAUCGAUAAGUCGAAAUCAGCUAGCAUUGCCGGAGAUGCUGUAGACUUGAAAGAUGUUGGGGACAAAGAAAUUGAGAAGUCUCGGUCUCCCAGUGUGACGAGUGUAUCAACGGAACCAAAAGUUGAGAGCGAUAAAUCGAAAUCACCUAGCAUUGCUGAAGAUAUGGCACACGUAAAGGAUGAUGAGGCAAAAGAUAUCGAAAAGUCUCGUUCUUCCAGUGUAACCAGUGUUACAAUGGAUACGAAAGCUGAAUCUGACAAAUCUAAGUCACCCAGCAUUGCUGGUGACGUUGUGGAUGUAAAGGAUGUCGAGGCAAAGGAUCUCGAGAAGUCUCGUUCUCCCAGUAUAACGAGUGUCACAAUGGAUACAAAAGUUGAAACCGACAAAUCUAAGUCACCCAGCGUUGCUAGUGAUGCAGAUAUGAAGGAUGUUGAAGCAAAGGAAAUAGAAAAGUCUCGUACUCCCAGUGUGACGAGUGUAACCAUGGAACCAAAAGUUGAGUCCGACAAAUCGAAAUCCCCCAGCAUUGCUGGUGACGCUGCAGAAGAAAAAGAUGUUGUGGCAAAAGAUAUGGAGAAGUCGCGUUCUCUCAGCGUGACUAGCGUCUCAGUGGAAUCAAAAGUUGAAACGGAGAAAUCGAAAUCACCCAGCAUAGACGGUGAGGUUGCAGAUGUAAAAGAUGUUGAGGCAAAAGAUAUUGAAAAAUCUCGUUCCCCAAGUGUCACGAGUGCAUCCAUGGAACCAAAAGUUGAGACCGACAAAUUGAAAUCACCUAGCAUUCCUAGAGACACUUCGGACGUGAAGGAUGUCGAGACAAAAGGUGUGGAUAAGCCUCGCUCUCCCAGUGUGACGAGUGUAUCAAUGGAACGAAAAGUUGAGACCGAGAAAUCAAAAUCACCUAGCAUUGCCGAUGAGGUUGUAGAUGUAAAGGAUGUUGAUGCGAAAAAUAUCGAGAAGUCUCGAUCUCCAAGUGUACCGAGUGUAACUAUGGAACCAAAGGUCGAAAGUGACAAGUCGAAAUCACCUAGCAUUGCUGAAGACAUUUCGGACGAAAAAGAAAUCGAGAAGUCUCGUUCUCCUAGCGUAACGAGUGUUACAGUGGAUGCAAAACCUGCGAUUGACAAAUCAAAAUCACCCAGCAUUGCUGGUGACGUUGCCGAUGUAAAGGAUGUUGAGGCAAAGGAUAUGGACAAGUCUCGUUCUCCGAGUGUGACGAGCGUAUCAAUCGAACAAAAAGUUGUGGCCGAUAAAUUGAAAUCACCCAGCGUUGCCGAAGACAUUGCACACGUAAAAGAUGUUGAAGUAAAAGAUAUCGAAAAGUCUCGUUCUUCCAGCGUAACCAGUGUUACAAUGGAUACGAGAGCUGAAUCUGACAAAUCUAAAUCACCGAGCAUUGCUGGUGACGUUGCCGAUGUAAAGGAUGUUGAGGCAAAGGAUGUCGAGAAGUCUCGUUCUCCCAGUGUGACGAGUGUAGCAGUUGAACAGAAAGCUAUCACCGACAAAUCGAAAUCACCCAGCAUUGCCGAAGAUAUUGCACACGUAAAAGAUAUCGAAAAGUCUCGUUCUCCCAGCGUAACUAGUGUUACAAUGGAUACGAGGGCUGAAUCUGACAAAUCUAAAUCACCCAGCAUUGCUGGUGAAGUUGCCGAUGUAAAGGAUAUCGAGGCAAAGGAUGUCGAGAAGUCUCGUUCUCCCAGUGUGACGAGUGUAUCAAUGGAACCAAAAGCUGAAAGCGAUAAAUCGAAAUCACCCAGCAUUGCUGAAGACAUUGCACACGUAAAAGAUGUUGAAGUAAAAGAUAUCGAAAAGUCUCGUUCUUCCAGUGUAGCCAGUGUUACAAUGGAUACGAAAGCUGAAUCUGACAAAUCUAAAUCACCCAGCAUUGCUGGUGACGUUGCCGAUGUAAAGGAUGUUGCGCCAAAGGAUGUAGAGAAGUCUCGCUCUCCCAGUGUGACGAUUGUAUCGAUGGAACCAAAAGCUGAAACCGACAAGUCGAAAUCACCCAGUAUUGCUGAAGAUAUUGCACACGUAAAAGCUGUUGAAGUAAAAGAUAGCGAAAAGUCUCGUUCUCCCAGCGUAACCAGUGUUACAAUGGAUACGAAAGCUGAAUCUGACAAAUCUAAAUCACCCAGCAUUGCUGGUGACGUUGCCGAUGUAAAGGAUAUCGAGGUAAAGGAUGUCGAGAAGUCUCGUUCUCCCAGUGUGACGAGUGUAUCGAUGGAACCAAAAGUUGAAAGCUAUAAGUCGAAAUCACCCAGCAUUGCUGAAGACAUUGCGCACGUAAAAGAUGUUGAAGUAAAAGAUAUCGAAAAGUCUCGUUCUCCCAGCGUAACCAGUGUUACCAUGGAUACGAGAGCUGAAUCUGACAAAUCUAAAUCACCGAGCAUUGCUGGUGACGUUGCUGAUGUAAAGGAUGUUGAGGCAAAGGAUGUCGAGAAGUCUCGUUCUCCCAGUGUGGCGAGUGUAUCAGUUGAACAAAAAGCUAUCACCGACAAAUCGAAAUCACCCAGCAUUGCCGAAGAUAUUGCAUACGUAAAAGAUGUUGAAGUAAAAGAUAUCGAAAAGUCUCGUUCUUCCAGUGUAGCCAGUGUUACAAUGGAUACGAAAGCUGAAUCUGACAAAUCUAAAUCACCCAGCAUUGCUGGUGACGUUGCCGAUGUAAAGGAUGUUGCGCCAAAGGAUGUAGAGAAGUCUCGCUCUCCCAGUGUGACGAUUGUAUCGAUGGAACCAAAAGCUGAAACCGACAAGUCGAAAUCACCCAGUAUUGCUGAAGAUAUUGCACACGUAAAAGCUGUUGAAGUAAAAGAUAGCGAAAAGUCUCGUUCUCCCAGCGUAACCAGUGUUACCAUGGAUACGAAAGCUGAAUCUGACAAAUCUAAAUCACCCAGCAUUGCUGGUGACGUUGCCGAUGUAAAGGAUGUUGAGGCAAAGGAUGUCGAAAAGUCUCGUUCUCCCAGCGUAACCAGUGUUACCAUGGAUACGAAAGCUGAAUCUGACAAAUCUAAAUCACCCAGCAUUGCUGGUGACGUUGCCGAUGUAAAGGAUAUCGAGGCAAAGGAUGUCGAGAAGUCUCGUUCUCCCAGUAUGACGAGUGUAUCGAUGGAACCAAAAGUUGAAAGCGAUAAAUCAAAAUCACCCAGCAUUGCUGAAGACAUUGCACACGUAAAAGAUGUUGAAGUAAAAGAUAUCGAAAAGUCUCGUUCUCCCAGCGUAACCAGUGUUACAGUGGAUACGAGAGCUGAAUCUGACAAAUCUAAAUCACCCAGCAUUGCUGGUGACGUUGCCGAUGUAAAGGAUGUUGCGCCAAAGGAUGUAGAGAAGUCUCGCUCUCCCAGUGUGACGAUUGUAUCGAUGGAACCAAAAGCUGAAACCGACAAGUCGAAAUCACCCAGUAUUGCUGAAGAUAUUGCACACGUAAAAGCUGUUGAAGUAAAAGAUAGCGAAAAGUCUCGUUCUCCCAGUGUUACGAGUGUAACAAUGGAUAUAAAAGCUGAAUCCGACAAAUCUAAAUCACCCAGCAUUGCUGGUGACGUUGCCGAUGUAAAGGAUGUUGAGGCAAAGGAUGUCGAAAAGUCUCGUUCUCCCAGUGUGACGAGUGUAUCAGUCGAACAAAAAGUUAUCACCGACAAAUCGAAAUCACCCAGCAUUACCGAAGACAUUUCACACGUAAAAGAUGUUGAAGUAAAAGAUAUCGAAAAGUCUCGUUCUCCCAGCGUAACCAGUGUUACAAUGGAUACGAGAGCUGAAUCUGACAAAUCUAAAUCACCCAGUAUUGCUGGUGACGUUGCCGAUGUAAAAGAUGUUGAGGCAAAGGAUGUCGAAAAGUCUCGUUCUCCCAGUGUGACGAGUGUAUCAGUCGAGCAAAAAGUUAUCACCGACAAAUCGAAAUCACCCAGCAUUACCGAAGACAUUUCACACGUAAAAGUUGUUGAAGUAAAAGAUAUCGAAAAGUCUCGUUCUCCCAGUGUGACGAGUGUAUCAGUCGAGCAAAAAGUUAUCACCGACAAAUCGAAAUCACCCAGCAUUACCGAAGACAUUUCACACGUAAAAGAUGUUGAAGUAAAAGAUAUCGAAAAGUCUCGUUCUCCCAGCGUAACCAGUGUUACAAUGGAUACGAGAGCUGAAUCUGACAAAUCUAAAUCACCCAGUAUUGCUGGUGACGUUGCCGAUGUAAAGGAUGUUGAGGCAAAGGAUGUCGAAAAGUCUCGUUCUCCCAGUGUGACGAGUGUAUCAGUCGAACAAAAAUUUAUCACCGACAAAUCGAAAUCACCCAGCAUUACUGAAGACUUUGCACACGUUAAAGAUAUUGAAGUAAAAGAUAUCGUAAAAUCUCGUUCUCCCAGUGUUACGAGUGUAACAAUGGACAUAAAAGCUGAAUCCGACAAAUCUAAAUCACCCAGCGUUGCUGGUGACGUUGUCGAUGUAAAGGAUGUUGAGACAGAUGAUAUCCAGAAGCCACGUUCUCCAACUGUGACGAGUAUAUCAAUAGAACCAAAAGCUGAAACCGACAAGUCGAAAUCACCCAGUAUUGCUGGUGACGUUGCAGAUUUAAAGGAAAUUGAGACAAAAAGCAUGGAGAAGUCGCGAUCUCCCAGUGUGACGAGUGUAUCAGCGGAACAAAAAGUUAUCACCGACAAAUCGAAAUCACCCAGCAUUACCGAAGACAUUGCACACGUAAAAGAUAUGGAAAAGUCUCGUUCUCCCAGCGUAACCAGUGUUACAAUGGAUACGAGAGCUGAAUCUGACAAAUCUAAAUCACCUAGCAUUGCUGGUGAUUUUGCCGAUGUAAAGGACGUUGAGGCAAAGGAUGUAGGGAAAUCUCGUUCUCCAAGCGUGACGAGUGUAUCAAUCGAAGAAAAAGUUGUAACCGACAAAUUGAAAUCACCUAGCAUUGCUGAAGACAUGGCACACGUAAAAGAUGGUGGGGUAAAAGAUAUCGAGAAGUCUCGUACUCCCAGCAUAACGAGUAUAUCGAUGGAAACAAAGGUCGAACCCGAUAAAUUGAAGUCACCUAGCAUUGCAGGGGACAUGCCAGACGUGAAAGAUGUUGAGGCAAAAGAUAUCGACAAGUCUCGGUCUCCCAGUGUGACAAGUGUAUCAAUGGAACCAAAAGUUGAGAGUGAUAAAUCGAAAUCACCCAGCAUCGCUGGUGAUGUUGCAGAUGUAAAAGAAGUUGAGAGAAAAGAUAUCGAGAAAUCUCGUUCGCCCAGUGUUACGAGUGUUACAAUGGAAGAAAAAGUGGUGACCGUCAAAUCGAAGUCACCCAGCAUUGCUGAGGACAUGGUACACGUAAAGGAUGAUGAGGCAAAAGAUAUCGAGAGAUCUCGUUCUCCCAGUGUGACGAGUGUAACUAUCGAAUCAAAAGUUGAGACCGUGAAAUCGAAAUCGCCCAGCAUUGCUGAAGACAUUGUAGACGUAAAAGACCUUGAGACAAAAGAUAUCGACAAGUCUCGUUCUCCCAGUGUAACAAGUCUAUCCGCGGAACAGAAAAUGGUGACCGACAAAUCGAAAUCACCCAGCAUUGCUGAAGACAUUGCACACGUAAAAGAUGUUGAAGUGAAAGAUAUGGAGAAAUCUCGUUCUCCCAGUGUAACCAGUGUUACAAUGGAUAUGAAAGCUGAAUCUGACAAAUCAAAAUCACCCAGCAUUGCUGGUGACGUUGCCGAUGUAAAGGAUGUCGCGAAGUCUCGGUCUGAAAGUGUAACGAGUGUAUCAAUCGAACCAAAAGCUGAAACCGACAAGUCGAAAUCACCCAGCAUUGCUGGUGACGUUGCAGAUGUAAAGGAAAUUGAGACAAAAGGCAUGGAGAAAUCGCGAUCACCAAGUGUGACGAGUGUAUCGGUGGAACGAAAAGUUGAGAGCGAUAAAUCAAAAUCACCCAGCAUUGCUGGAGACAUUUUGGAUGAAAAAGAAGUUGAGAUAAAAGCUAUCGAGAAGUCUCGGUCUCCCAGCGCGACGAGUAUACCGAUAGUAUCGAAAGUGGAAUCCGAGAAGGCAAUUUCACCGAGCAUUGUUUGCGAAAUACCCGACAUAAAGGAUAUUGAGGAGCGGCAAGUGGAAACCGGCAAAUCUAAAUCGCCUAGCAUUUCUAGGGAAGUUGUAGAUAUGAAGGAUAUUGAGACGAAAGAUGUGGAAGGAUCUAGAGCUCCUAGUGUAGCGAGUGUACCAGAAGAAACGAAAACUGAGUCCGAUAAGUCAAAGUCACCAAGUAUUGCUGGAGAUGUUGCAGACACGAAGGAUAUCGAAGAAAAAGGUAUGGAGAAAUCUAGAUCACCCAGCAUCGCAAGUGUUGAACCGAGGGGUGAAACUGAUAAGUCAAAGUCAUCUAGCGUGGCAAGCGAGGUCGCAGACAUGAAGGAUGUCGAUGCGAAAGAUGCUGAGAAAUCUCGAUCUCCAAGCGUAACGAGUGUACCGACAGAAACGAAAGUCGAUUCCGACAAGUCAAAAUCACCGAGCAUUUCUGGCGACGCGAGCGACGCGAAAGAUACCGAAGGAAAGGAUGCCGAUAUAUCUAGAUCCCCGAGCAUGUCCAUUGCUUCAGUGGAAUCGAAGAGCGCACCUGAAAAGUCAAGGUCGCCGAGCAUUCCUAGCGAGGCGGUGGAUACGACGAGAGAUGUCGGUGUAAAAGAUGUCGAUAGGAUGUCUAGAACAUCCAGCGUAUCGAGUUCUCCAGAUGAACCAAAAGAUGCAUCGAAAAUGUCAAAGUCAGCAAAAGCGGAAUCCGAUAAAUCGAAAUCGGCCAGUAUCGCUGAGGAAAUGGCUACUAUGGCAGAUAUGGAAGGAAAAGACGCGGCAAAAGCAACUUUGUCAAAAGAUGCGCCGGAUAUGUCAAAAAUACCGAGCGGCGUCCAACAGUCAAAGUCACCUGGUACCUAUGUCGAGGUUGUCGAAUCGUUGGCUCAAACUGACAUGCCGAUAGACUCGAAGGGAUUAACGGAUAAAUCAGAAUUGGUGGAUGUUAUUAGCGACGUGGUUGAAGAAAAAGUAAAGACGUCUACCGUGGAGGAGAGGUUGUUGCUCGAGAAGAAGGUAGGGGAUGGAGUGGUAACGGACGGGCAGCAGAGUGCUCCACUCCAUCAGAGUGAUGGAAUGGAGAUAACGGCGGAGAAGAUGGCGAUUAUCGAAAAGUAUAUCUUAGAAGAAUACGUAAACAAGGGAAAGAAAAUCACAAGACUCGUAAUAGAAGAGAUAAUUAGGAUUUACUCGGUCACGGAAUUCGUAAUAAUGAACAUCGUCGAAACGAUUCUCACGACAAAGAGGAUAAAAAGAGAUUCGGUGUUAGAGAUGACCGAGCGGCAAAAGGAAAAGUCGGAAGAAGACGCGAAACAACAGCGUCAUAAAGAUACAAAGGAUAGGAGCGAUGGUUCAAUGAGCUCUAGUUUAAGCUCCGAUCUGAUCGCUUCCGACAAAUCUACUCAGGAUAGUCCUGUACGCUCCGAACCGCACAUCGACGAAGAAGUUUCGAUUUCGGAAGAGAAGAGGACCGAGAUGGAAAAACUUUUAGAGGAGGAUUAUAUCAAACAAGGGAAAAGGAUCAAUGAGAAAGUCUUGGAAGAAAUUAUCGUUAGAACGUGUUUACCUCGGUACAUUAUUUUCGAGAUUAUCGAAGAAAUAAUUUUGAAAAAGAAACUCGUUCGAGAUUUCGUGAUCGACGUAGAACUUUGUCAAGAGGACGAGCCAGAAGAUAGUUACGAGAAAGAUGGAUAUCGAUAUGAAAAACCUAUGGAGCUUCGAUAUGAUUCUACGGAUGGGGAAAGGAGAGGAAGGUACGAUUACAAGACGACGGCCGAAUACCAGCCGUCGGGCGUGCGAGAAGGACAAAUUAUGGAAACGUCCUCGAUUUCCGACUAUCCGGUGAGUUACGAGAGCCAAUUUCACAAAGCGUUCGUCGGUGGAGUGACGGAAAUACGUACGACUCAUAUUACCACGUUGUCAGGAAAAUCAACGCCAGAUAUUACUCGGGACGGAACACCUGACUCGGUUUCCGAGCCAACAGCUUCUACCGUGGAAAAGGUAGAAGAUAAAUCGGUUGCAGGUAAAUUGCUCGAUUAUCGAGAUUCACUGGACAAAGAAAUCGCCAUUGCCGCCGCUACCACUGCCGCCGUUACCACUAUCGCAGUUACCACUGCGCCAGCUACGGCGCCAACUACCGUUUAUCCGACCAGCCCGCAAACGGAUACGUCCGUUAUCGAAAGCACGAGAUCGACCGAGGCAAAGUCAACGCGAAUAGUUACCGUGUUGAAAGAAAGUAAAAUCGGUGAAUCGGUAGAAAAAUCGGUAGAAAAAUCUGUAGAUGCGAGUAAACGUGCAACGCCGGACACGGAAUAUGACCAAGUGGACGUUACGUCGGACAGACGGAUCACCGAGACUGUAGAGAGAGUAGCAGCAACGGAACAAGUGUCAACCGACGAUGAAAGAGAAAUCUCGGCAGACGGUAAAGUUAUCGUGGUUAAGAAAAUCGUGAAACGGGAAGUUUCCCAUCUGGACGAACCUGAAACGAUUCGGAAGGUUAUAAAGCGCGAGAUUAUGGAAGAGGAGGAGCCGGAAAUAAUUCGGAAGGUUAUAAAGCGCGAGAUUGUGGAAGAAGACGACGACGAGCCGGAAAUAAUUCGAAAGGUUAUAAAACGGGAAAUUAUCGAACAGGACGAACCGGUAGUGAUCACGACCAAAGUGAUCAAACGCGAAAUCAUUGUUCCGGAAGGCGAGCAAAUGGACGAGGGUGAGGAUUUGGAAAGGAUAAGAGAAAUGGCGAGCAAAGAAGUGGUGGCCGAUUUCCCGAUCGAGACGAAGAUCGAAACGAAGGUGAGGACGGAAACGAGAAAGAUCGUGAUCACGGGAGGUGAAUUAUCCGACGUUGAGAAAUUAACAGUCGGUGAGAAAUCAUCAUCAUCGGCGAUAGAGGCGCUAACGGGUGAUAUAGAGGCGAAGAAAACAGUGACGACGAAAACGAUUAUCGAAAAAGAUGGCGCAACAACGCCUGGAAAAACAGACGCGAAGGAGACUAGCGUGGCAAUUGUAAAGGAGGUAGCAGUACCAACAGCCAAAACGAUCGAAACGAUCGAACCGAUCGAACCGAUCGAACCGAUGGACGAGGAUAGGAUUAGAAGCGCGAUACCGGAAGAUUCUGCGGAACGGAAGGAUAAAGAUGGGAAAGAAGCAGAGGAAGAAAGAGGAGGGAAGAAGAUAGCCGAACGACUAGGAGAAAUGAAAUAUACGCAACUGGAUAAACGGCCAGUCUCACCUCAGGUACGUGAUAUCGCUUCCGACAUGGCUAUUCAGUCGCACCUUUCCGGCCGAUGUACACCCGAUAGAAGAUCCGAAGGCCGAUCAUUGACGGGAACGCCGGAAGGAUUCCGAUCGGGCGAGGUUAUCAGAACGAUCAUCACCACCACUAAAACGGUAUCCGACGACGGUGAAAUUAUAACGACGACCCGUGAAGUGACGGAAACGACCAACGAAAAGGGCGAAACGGUGAUUUUAGCGGAGAAAGUGGACGUGAAAGUGGACGAAUAUCUACCGAGCAAAGAUAUGGGAGGAGAAGCUGUGUUCGAUGCUAGUUCCCUUCGACGUGCGGCGCCGCAAGAAAAAGAAUCGGAUGCCGCAAAGGCGAUGGCUAUCCAACGGGAAGUUGGACGCGACGGUGCAAGCAAAAUCGUUGAUACUUCGAUUUCGCCGUUGCAGCGAGAGCAAAGCGAUUAUUCGUGUAAACGAUUCACCGUGGAGAAGGAGUACGCUGGCGAUUACAAGGAGAAACCCGACGCAAAGAAGUACAUCGACGAGGCUGAUCUUGACUUUGAGAAAGCACUGACGAUGGAACGAAAGGAAACAAAAGAAAUGGACGGACAGGGGAAAACUAUCUCAUCGAGGUACACGAACGGUAGCGUUCGCGGAGAAACGUCCGAGACGAGCGACAGGCCGGAAGACCGAGAGCAGCGUACCGAGAGAGAUCCCAGAACCGAUACUAAGAAAGAUCCGCUAGAUGGUUGGGGAACUCCGUUGGGUCUUCCGUCCCCUGUACCGCCGAAAAAGUUUAACCUGAAAAAUACCGCCACGCAACUAGGCAAUUCGAACGUGGAGGAAACGAGCGUAAUGGGUUCCGAUAACGAUACCAGACUCAACUUGGAUCCCAUCGAAGACUGGGUGCUCGGAUUACCUUCGCCUGCUCCUAUAACCAAUGAAGUUUCCAACAAGGGUGCACCUGGCACACCGAAGAAGGAAAAGAUGCAAGCGAGGAGGGUUUUAUCCGAAAACCUGAAAAAUAAAAAACGCUCGGAGAGUCCGGGUAAAAAUGAAAAGAGGAUAAAGGACUCGAAGAAUAAAGUACAAUCGGUGUACGUGGACUUGACCUAUGUACCUCACCAUGGAAACUCGUAUUAUACGUCGUUGGAAUUUUUCAAAAGAGUUCGCGCGAGAUAUUACGUGUUCAGCGGUACCGAGCCCACUGUCUACGACGCUAUAUUGGAAGCCAAGAAAACAUGGGAAGACAAAGAUCUCGAGGUAACUAUGAUACCAACUUACGACACCGACACAUUGGGAUAUUGGGUAGCCGACAACGAAGAAGCUCUCGCUGCGAAUCACAUUGAUCUUUCACCUUCGGCAUCCCGAUGUACGAUUAAUCUUCAGGACCACGAGACUAGUUGCAGUGCCUAUAGACUUGAAUUCUAGGGAUU